UGGGGAGCAUUUCUCAGCAUACCGUUUCUUGUCAAUCUGCUUCUCAGAGGCGAAAAGUUUCGAUAUCUGCUGCAGCGACGAUGGAAGCUUCUUCUUCCCAAAUAAAUCGGCACUUUUAUUGCAGAAAUCUUUUCUCCGACGAUGGAUCACGCCCCAAAUUCAAGCCCCUGAUUGGAUCCCUAUCCUACGCCUGCCGCGCAACUGCCCUACCCCGCUUGUCAAUUACCAUGCGCAUUGAAGGGAGUCGUGAGGAAAGUCCUGGUUCAGAGAUUAAGACUACCUUAAGUAAUACAGCUGACAAACCAACCCAACACAUGCAAGGGGUAGGGAAUUCAUAUCCUAUUGCAGAACAGGUUGGUGGAAAUUUAGGGACAGAUGCAUCAGUACCUGUGGAGGGUAGCGUCCAACAGAAAAAAACUGCAAAGAUACAUGAUUUCUGUCUUGGACUUCCAUUCGGUGGCCUUGUUUUAAGUGGAGGGCUUGUUGGAUUUCUUUUCUCGAAAAAUCUUACAACUCUAACCACUGGCGUUCUUUAUGGAGGUGCUUUGCUGGCUUUAAGCAUGUAUAGCUUAAAAGUUUGGAGGCAGGGGAAAUCCAGCUUACCGUUCAUCUUGGGGCAAUCAGCCCUUGCGGCUGCCCUUCUUGCGAAGCAUUUUCAGACAUACUCUUUGACAAAGAAACUCUUCCCUACUGGGUUCUAUGCUGUUGUGAGUGCUGCAAUGCUAUGCUUUUAUACCUAUGUGAUGCUUUCUGGAGGAAACCCGCCACCAAAGAAGUUGAAGUUGGCAACAAGUACCCUAUCAUAACUCGGAACUUCCAAAUGCCAGACGACAAGGCAAUCUUUCUACAGUUCUGUCUAUAAACUGCAGUUUGAUAUAUCUGCCAAUGCUUCUUCCAUAUUGGUUGUGUUGCUGAUUGCUAAUGAGUCUGUCUGUGGUUCUGGGUGUGAACAGAGCCCCACUUCAAUAAUAUUCUGGUAGUAUACAUUUACAGUAGGGUUCCCAUGAAAAAGAGAAAUAGUAUAAUAUCAGAUUGUAAUAUUAUGAAGAUGCAGCACAUGCAAACAGUGUGGUCUGAUAGGGCUCUGAUGGACUGACUUUUCAUGUAAGGGUUCGGCCCUUUUCAGCCCUUCAUUUUGCUCUGAGGUUUACUUGCUGCUUUCCUCCAAAAUAAUAUAUGGAUUUGAUCACCUUGAUGAAAUUUACUGUUUGGGGAAUUUUUUUUU
Messenger RNA from Magnolia sinica, 1225 nucleotides. RefSeq names its product protein FATTY ACID EXPORT 1, chloroplastic-like. Gene Ontology annotation, cellular component: membrane. The record is from RefSeq and is a predicted model, not a curated record. The coding region runs from base 81 to 806 and encodes 241 amino acids. The transcript has 6 exons. Lineage: Eukaryota; Viridiplantae; Streptophyta; Magnoliopsida; Magnoliales; Magnoliaceae.